This is a messenger RNA of Seminavis robusta, 3928 nucleotides long. The record is from the annotation of a GenBank genome assembly. Lineage: Eukaryota; Bacillariophyta; Bacillariophyceae; Naviculales; Naviculaceae.
GGUACAUGUAACGGUCAACCGCAUCGAUGAAAUAAGCGUGAGCAACUGUGCGACAUCGUGUAAAUGGCGCCAAGCAUAACGAUCGAAGCUCGAGACAACAGACAACCAUCCCAUUGACAUUCCGGGCAAUGAAGGCAAGCUCUCCGCUUCAUUCUGCUCACCUUCCACUGAUCCAAGCCCGCAACAGGUACUCCAUACCGUAGUGCUGCCUGCUAUUGCAUAGGUUGGAAGUGAAAGCGCCAACGACGACAUUAAACUCUGGCAUCACUCGAACAGGCACUCAUUUUGUUUUUUUGUGCCAAUGACAUCUUUGAAAAAAGGAAAUUCACACGGCGAGUUGGAUCCACGAAAGCAGCAAUCAACACAGAGCGCAAAGAAGCAGGAGUACAAUAACCAGAGUGACGAGAAGAAGGAAAGCGAUCCUGUUUCCAUGUAUGCCGAGUCCUCUUCUUGGGGGAAAAGUGGCAAUGACGACAGUAAAGCAGCACCAGUCUCGGCUCGUCUCUCGGACUUUGACGACGAUGAUGAAUCUUUGGAUCAUCCCGUCGUAGGCACGAAAACAUCACACGACGUUGGAAUUCCAUCGGCCAGUGGGUUGCACCAUCGUCACCAUUUUCACGCUGGCGCAAAAUCCCCUUUGCCAUUGCCAAGCAAUGUCCCAGCGUCACCCAACCGACGAAGAAGAGGCCGUGGAGCCGUCAUGGGCAAGGGCGUGGAACACCCUGCAAGCCGAAAACGAAAAUGGACCAUCAUGCAAAUUGUUCGAUCCACUCUCAUUGCUGGAGUUGUAGUUUAUUUGUGGGCCAUGAUUCGGGGAACUCAAAUACUCAUGAGAGAUGCCAAUGACGACAGUAAAAACAAUCCGAAAGAUGAGACCACAACUUCGAUUCUUUCAGGAGGACACCAUCUGAGUGAUCUCAUUUCGCUGCCUCAUCCCGCAAUGGCAGGGUACUUGAGAUCUGGGGAAACUACCAAAUCCCUGGAAGACAUGGGGCCACCGUUUGUUCACACACCGAACAGAGACGACCCCAACGUGGUUCAAUCCAGAGUCAAGCAAAGACUCUUAGAGCGACGGACUCGCACACAACAACCAUUGAAACAUCAGCAACAACCAAUUGAAGCCUCGUCCAUACUCCCCUAUGAAAUUCUCACGUCUGAUCGGCGUGACAAAGCAAAUAGCAUGCCACAACAGCAUCCUGCUAGUUCCUUGGCUAAUGCCACGCAACUUUGUGGCCAACAAACUCAACAAGCGAGACAGAACAAUCCAACAGCAUUUCUCCAUAGUGAUGCCCUCAAAAACACCGAUGCAAAAGUACUCAUCACAGGAAUUGUCAGCAAUCCAUUGGCUUUUCAUUUGGCCCUCACCCUGAAGGCGCAGUGCGGAGUCGAUGUGCUCAUUGGAGUCGAUCCAAUGUUGCCAAACACAAUUCGCAACAGACUGCAACACGUUGAACAAAUGAAGUUGUUGGCUUCGAAUGUCCCAAAGAUGGUACAUCCAGUACUGGUCCCAUUGCUUGGCCUGGACCCUAGGGUCAAAAAGGCGAAGAAGGGAGAGACCACAGAUCAACCAUCAACGCUCAAAACAACGGGAGAGAUCAAUCUGUUGAAUUUUGAACCCACUCAUAUAGUACAUCUAUCGACAGCCACCUAUCAAAAUCCAAUCUCUCAGGAUAUUGAACCCAGUCCAUUCGCGCCAAAACCGCCUCCUAAACCGUAUCAGGUUUCAGAAGACGAUUCAACCUAUGAACCAUCCCUGUUUCACAUUCGAUCCAGUCUGACGGCCAUGGAGCAAAUCAUGGCAUCUCUUGUGGGUGAUGGGGAAGCAGGAAAGAAGAGACGGCCUCAUGUGACAUAUGCCUCGGCAACAUUCAACCGCCAACGAUGGGCAACUAGUAGUAGUGACGACAAAAUCCUGUCCUAUUCCAAGCUUGCCGAUGAAGUACUGGCCGACACUUACAACUUUUUGUUUGGGGCAAGUUCGGUUGGAGUACGGUUGCCUCCCCGCUCAGUAUAUGGACCGUGGAGUCCGCAAGAUUCUGAUCUGUACAAGCUGUUUGACCGUGCCACGGACGGAACCCAUACUUCAUUCGACAAGCAUAUCAACCAACAAGAGUUCGUUUAUGUGCAGGAUGCGGUGGAAGCAAUCAUCACUGCAAUGCAGUAUCGAAGUGACGAAGCAUCAGCGUUUGAAUUGACGUCGAAUUCAGCUGCUUCGAUGUCGUCGAUGGCUUCGAUGGCAGAAACGUUCUUGACGAAAAAUGCCGCGGAUGUUCCAGCUUUUGGUUUACCGGAACAAAAACUCCAGGCGCUCGAGUGGAAACCACGCACCAAUCUUCGCGAUGGUGUCCUCAAAACUCUGGCGUGGCAUAUUGACAAAACCAACCCUUAUGGUCCGCCUAUCCACGACAAAUCAGUUUCUCGGCCGAGAACAGGCGACGAGCUGCUCAAGAAGCAUUCAGUUUCGACCUGUAGCGGCGAUGACUUGGCCUGUCACGCGGGAACCUCCUUCCUUCCUUGUGCAUCCGAAUGUUCCGUCAAGGACCAAUGUCGUCCGUCCAUCUUUGACGCUGUGCAAGAUUUGACUCGAGAAAUGACAGAGGGCUGCGAUGCAGUCCUGUACACUCAAUCAUUAGAGCGGGAUAUUGGAGAUCUACAGCUGCAAUCGCAAUUCGAAGACGACGUCGAACCGGCAAUCUGCAACUUGGCCUUUGUCGCUCAGGGAAGUCCUUUGGUCAGCGCCGUGAUUGAAAAGAUCCCGCAGGCAGAACUUGUACGGCUCGGUGUGCCCGCCACCGCGCCAGAAGAUGAAAAGAGACAAAAAUUGAAUGGUCGAUUACUCUACCGAGGCUGGAUCCUCAUUUGGGUGGACAAUUUGGUGGAACCUCUCCCCUCUUAUGAUGUAUCACUCAUGAAACUAUCCCCAGGAAGAAUGUUUUCCAAAGACGUCAUGUACGCAGUGUUUGUGGAAGAGAAUUUCACAGUGUCUCCUACCAUGGACGAUGUCCGCUUCCUCAUUAGUCAAAUGGACCGCGGUGCAACCAAACAACGGAGUGUUUAUCGAAUGAUCAAGAAGGACGAGCAAUCGAAGCCUGCCAAAGUGAGGUUUAUCGUCCCUGCACAACCCGAGAAGCGCGCUGCCAUGCUGGUGUCGCAACUGAAAUUCAAGAUAUCGGAACGAGGCAGGAUCCCUCAGGACACGAAGAUCAACAUUCUCGACGCGGUGCGAUUCAUGCGAUUCGAGAUUGGUUCAGACCCCACACGACAAAAGGAAAGUUCUGAAAUCCGGCGACAAAAGGACUUUUAUCGUCGUAUUCCGACCUUCGUCAAUGGCAAAGACCUCCGUGACAACAACGAACCCUUGUACCGUUACGAGCUCAAGCACUGGGUGAGAACGAGGUGGGUCGUUCACGACUUGACUCUGGAGGACAGUAGGCAACUUCGAUGUGACUGGUACCAAGAGCACGUCCAGUGGGCCUCCGAAGUGGACCAGCUGAGCUUCUCUGCCAUUAUGGCGAAACGCAUCAUUGAACGCCGCAUGAUCCAGAAUGAACCUGACGAUCGCUCCAAAUCAAAGGCGGAGGAUAUUGCUGAACUGAAGGACGUAACCGACCACAACGAAUGGUUUGCCAUGGCAUCAGAAUACACGGUUGAUCACGAUGGCGAUGUCCAACCUGUACGCGAUGACGAAGGCGCCGAGGACGAAGGAGGCGAAGAUGGCCCCGACAUUUCUGCGCAUGCAGAAUACUCACGCAAGAAAAAGCCGGAUGUGGGUUUGUACGCGCGAGUGAUAUCUGAUAGAAUCAUGAGUCUGUCACGGAAAGCUUGGGCUAGGUACCGAGCCGAAAUGGCUCUCCAAGCAAAGAAACGUGGUUAGAAACGAGUCAACAAUUGACAAAGUAAAGUAAUAAUAGAGACUAAACAAUUUCUG